AUGGUUUCCCUCCAACCCCAGCUCCCUCAGAAAGAUGACUUCGAUAUCGAAUACGGGAUGAUUCUCCUGCACAGAAUCACAGAAGCUCUCCAACAGUUCCAUGGCCUCGUACCCAACAAGUAUAAGAGCGGCGUUCACUUUGUUAUGAUGACAACGAUAAUUGCUCUCGAUAUCCGUGCUCAGAAUGCCGGCAUGUUGGUCAGGAGGGCUGAAAAUUCCAUUCAGCUAGAAGCUUUCGAUCUUGCGCCCCUCAACGAAGCUGUCAUGAGCACCAAGGGUCGACUUCGACGCUGCUUUCCCGGGCCGGCUCUCUCGCUGACUCUUGAACAAUGGGGCGAGCCUGGUUUUCAGGCCACCUUCGCCCAUGCGGUGGCCAAGAUGAGUACCCAAGCAACCAAAGACACGCAACCCAAAACCCGGAAAUCCAGACAAGACCACGAUGAAGAGCGAAACACGACUCAUCCCAAGGUGUUGUUGAACUCGCCACCGAGGAUGUCCACGUGGUCGACAGGAGUGUGGCUUGAGGCCGCUUGGCGACCGGUGGGUUUCACAAAGGAGAUGACCAAUCACAUCGAAGUGCAGACCUAUACCCACGGUUGCUGCUGGUGCUGUAAGUUUGCCACCCGCCCAUGGAGCGGUGUUGCUUCGCAGGUGGCGAUGACGCCAAUCGAGCGUCGCGUCCCAAGAUCUGCAGGGGGAUCAUCGGAGGUCCACGAAACGCUCGAUGAUUCGCUUGAUGGUCCUACCACAUCAAGCAACGGGGUGUCCUUCCGGGUUUGUACGAUUUCCUGCUUCCGCGGCUUUGUCUACCUGGGGUCAGCUGGCCAGGAGUUAACAGUUUCGGUGGAAUUGAACGCUUAA
This is a messenger RNA of Cyphellophora europaea CBS 101466, 861 nucleotides long. RefSeq lists its product as uncharacterized. Lineage: Eukaryota; Fungi; Ascomycota; Eurotiomycetes; Chaetothyriales; Cyphellophoraceae. The transcript has 2 exons. The record is from RefSeq and is a predicted model, not a curated record. The coding region runs from base 1 to 861 and encodes 286 amino acids.